AUGGGUUGCUUCACAGGUUUGAAAAUCAAGAAGAAGAAAUCCAACAAGGUUUCCAAAGAGCACGCCAACGUGAAGGAGAAGUCUCUAGCCGCGCUCCCUGAGCCGGUGAUUCAUGGGAGAUCUCUCCAAUCUGCUCCUCCAAGUUUUAAAACCAGAUCCAAAGCUGACCAGCCUUGUAACCGAACCGGCAUCAGCAGAGCUCGAGUAUUGUCUGCGCCUUCCAGCCUUGCUGUGGCAGAUGAGGAUCGUCUAUGGUCGAUUGAGCUUGAAGAACAAGAAGAAAAUAAGAAUAGUGGACCAUUUAUGAAGGAACAACGUGUCUCGAAUCCACAGCCUCUACCACUUCCAGAACCACAGGAUUCUUCCAUUUUGAAGAAUAUGGGUAGUUUUAAAGCGAGUACUUCAAACAGUUCUUCUCUCACUUCCGGACCCUUGCCUCUUCCACCAUUUAGGGGGCUGAGAAGCUUUUCCUUUAAAGACAUUGCAGCGGCCUGUCAAGAUUUCUCCAGUGACAAAUGUGUAUCAGAAGGUCUUUCAUCCGUAGUCUAUGCAGCUUCUUUUGGAGAUGAUGCCUCGUCAUCCAAGAGGCGUGAAGCCUCUGUCACUCGUAUUUUAUCAUCCACUCAGGUAUCAUCACCUUGCACUAAUUUUGAACUGUAUGCAGUUUUUGAGACUCACAUAACAUUCGGUCAACAUUCUACAUUUGCCAUUCCAGAAUACCUGUGUUUCCCCUUCUCGGAUUCUCGAUUUUGCUAUAUUGUGGCAGCAUGUUUCUAAUAACCCUUGUUAGCGGUAUUAGGGAGAUCUGUGGCCACUGUUUCGCCAUGUAUGCAGCUGGCGAUCCCAGUUGUUCAAAGUUUAGAUCCACUGAGAUAGUGAAUUUCCUCUUUUCAUUGUUCUAGGAAUCCAGAGCUUCUUAACCCUAUUUUCGAAACAUAUGUAGUUUUAUUUGACUUUUAAUUCAUCAAUAGGUCAGAUUAUUGUGUGAAGACAAUUGCUCCCCAGUUAGGGGAUUACGAAAAGUCAAUCCUAAUGCCGACUUCCAGGGUACUAACCAGUGCCAAUUUACAUGUCACAACUUGCAGGGCUUCAAGGAAUUCGUUAGUGAAGUGCUCCUUAUCUCAUCUUUGCAACAUCCACUUCUCUGUAAAUUGCUUGGAUUCCAUGCACGUGAGGGCUCCAAUCAACGGAUGUUAGUUUAUGAGAGGCUUUACCAUGGAAGCUUGGAUCGACUGCUUUAUGGGAGAUCUGACGGACCAUCCAUUGACUGGGCUACCCGGAUGAAGGUGGCGCUCUGUGCUGCGAAGGGUCUUCUGUUCUUGCACGAGGAAGGGCCAUUUCAGGUAUGCUGGCCAUUUUUUUUCUUUCUUUUUUGCUCCCCCUUUACCUUUAUCAUCAGCAAUUAGACUAAUUCUAUGUGAUUUAUAAAUCUUAGAGAUUUUCUCCAUUAGGGAUCCCCCCACCCCCAAAGUGAUGCACUGAUUCAGUGAUGGGCCUAUUUACCAUUUUUGUUGGGAAAGGCAUCUGUGUAGAUUAGGAAGACAGUCGAGAUAAAUUCAUACUAGUCAACUAGAAAAUUCCCUGCGUAUGUCCCCAAUUAUUCACGGAUCUCUGGGCGUGCCAGAUAUUGUUUCUUUAGAUUGUCUGAUUAUCUGACUUCCUCUUUUCGACAUUUGGGUCAUUUUUUUAGGCCAUGUACAAUGAGUUCUCCACAGCAAAUAUACAGAUUGACAAAGAUUUCAGCGCAAAGCUUUCAGGCUACGGAUGUGUGAGCUACAACUCAGAGGCAGAGAUCUUGAACUCCUCGGUACAUAUCUUCCUCCUGCUCCCCUGCCCAGCUGAUGUUCAUUGCAUCAUCAUCAUCAUCAUCAUCAUCUGAUAUUCAGCUUUAAAUCAUCGCCUGAAUCAGCAAAUCAUAAUUUUCCUUUCUGGGCAGGCUGUUGCGAGCAUAUCAGUGGAAACUCUUGAGAAGGGCCUGCUCACGCCGAAGAGCAACGUCUGGAGCUUCGGGGUCGUCCUCCUGGAGCUGCUGACCGGAAGAAAGCACCUUGAUCCCCGCCACACAAAGGAGGAUCGGAACCUGGUGAAAUGGAGCAGACCGUACCUCACAGACAGCUGCCGCCUGCCCCUCAUCAUGGAUCCUCGGCUCAAAGGGCGAUUCCCCCUCAAGGCAGCCCGCACCAUUGCCGACCUCGCCCUGAGAUGCCUUCAGAAGGACCCGUCUGAGAGGCCCACCAUGAGAGCCAUCGUCGAUACCCUCGAGGAUGUCCAGGAGAUGAAGUAUUCAUGCAGGUUCCGCCUCCAGGAGCCUACCGCCGCUCCCGUGAAGCUCAUGCAGAGGUCCCCCAGCCUCAACGGGAUCGUCGUCCCCAUGCCGAGAUCGAGCUUCUCCCUCUCGCCGCCAAGGCCCACGGUGACUGAACCUCAUCCUCUCCAGAAGUGUUCUUCCACUCUGUCGUUUCAGGACAGCCAAGCAAUCCCCGUCCGGAGAACGCCACUGCUGCUGCCACUGCGGAGGGCUGGAGUGGAAGGGUUCUAA
Spirodela intermedia is the source of this 2539-nucleotide messenger RNA. Lineage: Eukaryota; Viridiplantae; Streptophyta; Magnoliopsida; Alismatales; Araceae. The record is from the annotation of a GenBank genome assembly.